This is a messenger RNA of Pectinophora gossypiella (pink bollworm), 5757 nucleotides long. RefSeq names its product vacuolar protein sorting-associated protein 8 homolog (gene Vps8). Gene Ontology annotation, molecular function: protein binding. Bases 179 to 3466 code for a protein of 1095 amino acids. The record is from RefSeq and is a predicted model, not a curated record. The transcript is spliced from 12 exons. Lineage: Eukaryota; Metazoa; Arthropoda; Insecta; Lepidoptera; Gelechiidae. Gene Ontology annotation, biological process: endosomal vesicle fusion; protein targeting to vacuole. Gene Ontology annotation, cellular component: HOPS complex; late endosome.
GAAGACUCCGAAGUCCGAGUAGUGUGAAUACGCCUUAAUGUCCGGUGCCGUCUUGUCAAAUUGUCAUACCUACACAAAUUAAUUGUCAUUUUCAACUAGGUAUUCAAGUGGGUGGCCAAUAUUGCAAAACAGUAGAUAAUAUGAUUAAUUUAUUAUUAUUACGAACCUUCUGUAUAUAAUGGAUUUGUUAAAAACACCGUCAAUUCAGUCUUUACUAGAUUCCGAUUUGGAGUCUGUUGAAAGUUUUCCUUACCUGGAUAUCGAAGAGUUGGAUGAAGUAGAAUAUGCACUGCCGGCCAGUGAGGCGCCCACUUUAGCAGAGGUGCUCUCUGCAGAAGAGGAUGGACUUCAAGAAGAGAAAGAUGUUUUGAGAAGGUUACAAAAAGUUGAGGAGCCCACAACAUGUUCUGCCCUCCAAGCAGACUUUCUACAAGCAUUAUCACAACAACUGCAACAGGCGCAAGAAAGAUCUUCAGCUGGCACAGCAACUACUAUAAGUGUAGGCAAAGAUGGAAGAUUAACCGUGGGCACAGCUCACGGUCAUCUCCUAUCAUUUCAAGACCAGACGCUGCGCUGGGUUUGUGACUCUAACACAGACCGUGGAGCAGUGUCAUGUUUAGCAUAUAACCAGGACAGUACGCGCCUUCUGGCAGGGUAUGCUCGUGGCCUAAUAUGCCAAUACGAGAGUAUUCGUGGCAUUGUUCUAAGACGCGUCACUCUAGGAUGUGAUAUUUGGGGAACUUUAAGAGUGACGUGGGCAGGCACUUCUGGACUCGCUCUCGACACAGGAGGGUCAGUGUGGUUGAUAAAAUUUUCGCGGCCACUAGGUGUGCGAUCUGCUCGUACCUCCUGUUUAUUCUCUGGCGCGCGAGGGGAAGUGGUGGCUAUGACGGCCCGUGACGCGCACAUCCUGGCCAUGGCGACGCUGUCGAGAGUCAUCAUCGUCGCCGGCGGCCGCGCGGCCGGCGUUCGACUCGGUGGGCCCCCCGACACGCUGCCCGUCAUAGAGUGGUGUGAAAAUGAUGAUAGAGUGUUAGUGUGCGCUCGCGCAAAAAUAUUACAGUGGCUGUCUGUCAACAUUACGGGCUCUUCUAUAUCACUCCGUCCGAUGCAACGUAUCGAAUUGAAGACUUCGCCUCUUUGGCUAGGUUGGCUCGGUGGCAGCCUUGCUAUUUUUGAUGUCGAUGAAAACUUACGCCUGUGGGGCGAUGAUUAUGACAAACCAUUAGAUCUUUCACACGUGGAACCAGUUUAUGCGUCAGCGUUUUUUAAAGGCCUGUGGACAGACGGUCGCGUUUCGCGUGCUAUGUGCACAGCCGGUGCAAGUGCUUUAGGAGGCGUGUGUGUAACUGACGGUGUUUUAUCUCUGUUGGGACGCAAGGGAGUGGUGCGAGUACGACCACGUGACCUACUUGCAAGGGCUCAAGCCUUCCUCUCUUCUGGACGUCACUCGCAAGCGCUACGACUCCUAUGCUCUACGAAAGGUCCAGAAGCUAAAAACAUUGCAAGUAAAUUUAUAAUACACCUUUCGGAAAGACCACACAUACUGAGUGAUAAACAAGUAGCAGAUCAGGCUGUAAAAUUGUGUGUGAAAUACAAAUUCAGUGAUGACUUAUGGUACUCACUGUGGGAGAAUUGCUCGGGAGAACGAGCAUUUGUCGAAGCACUAGGCGAUGCCGCAGUACGUGGGGAAUUGUCGGCAUUGCCACCAUCACCGGAUUCUACACAGGCGCUUAUAGAAAAGCUAGCGGAAUUCGAGCCGGGAUUGGUGGAGCGCGUGGUGGCGUCGUUGCCGCUAACAUCGCUCGACCCGCACCGAGCGAGCGUCUUCACGCGGGAGAAGCGACUGUGGCGCGGCGUCGGGGCUAUUGCAGCAGCGCUAGGCGGGCCGAGCGGCGCCAUGCGCGCGCUGGUGGCGCACGUGGCGCCGGCGUGCGGCGGCGGCGCGGCGUGCGCGUGCGCGGGCGGCGCGCUGCUGCUGGCGGCCGCCGACGCGCUGGCCGGCCGCGGCGCCGGCGGCCGCGCGCUGCCCGACCACGCGCAGCACGCCGCGCGCCACGACGCCUUGCUGACCCUGCUGGCGGAAGACGCGGCGCCGGGCGCGUCGCCGCUGCGCGUGCUGGUGGCGCACGACGCGGCGGCCGCGGCGCGGCUGCUGGAGCAGAGCGCGCGCGACCCGCCCUUCGCCGGCCCGCUCGGCAAGCAGAACCGCCUGCGCGUCGCCCGGGCACUCCUCGCCUUUACCAAACACUUACCGGAUCCGAAUGAUCGUAUAGAAAUCCUGCAAUUCAUCGCGGGGCAGUUAAGUUCUGGAGCACUACCGACCGAUCGAGAGGUGAUAAAGAACGCGCAAGAUCUCGCGGCGGCUACAGAGGGCGAACAAUCCGAUCGCGCAUGGCUCGCCUUGCUGACGCGAGCUCGAUCCUCCAACGACCACCUCGAGGGCGCGAGAGAACGGGCCCUAGAAAGACCGAGGGUUCUCUGGCGUAUUGACGCCCUCCUCAACCGACAUGAAAACGCAUUACAGGAGUUUUUUCUAAUAGAAUCUCCAUCUGCCACGGAUAUAGACGAACUGUUUGAAUAUCUACGAACCAGAGUAGAAACUGAUAGUGGAAAGCAGCUGCUGGAACCGUACUUGGCGCGGUUAGUUGAACUGAGGCCACUCGCGACCGCAGCUAUCAUGGUCGAAUAUUUUCCAGAUUCUGUGGUACAAAUUUUACAAUCGACUACGGGUGAAUCUGCUUUAAAAUUCGCAGAAUAUUUACUGGAAACCGGUCGAUUAACUGGUGACGCGGCAGCAGCACAUUUUCGUAACCUGUGCGUUCUCAGGCCGACCGAAGUGACAAAUUUUUUACUGAAGAAUCCAGGCGUGAUAAGACCGGAAGAUGCACUCGCUACAGUUAAAGAGUGUGGGUUGGCUGAAGCCGAACCGAUCUGUUUGGAAGCGACAGGCGACUUCGACGGUGCAUUGGACGCAAUUAUUCGGCUCAUCAAUAUCGCUGUCGAACAAGAAGAUACAGAGAGUGAGGAGCGGCUGGUGGCGCAGGCGUGGCAGCUGUGCACGCGCGUGUCGGCGGCCAGCGCGGCGGCGCGCGCGGCGGCGCUGUGGCCGCGCCUGCUGGCCGCCGCGCGCCGCCCGCCGCCCGCGCUGCUGCUGCACGCCGCCGCGCACGUGCCGCUGGACCGCCUCGUCGAUAAGACGUGCAACUCCCCGCGAGUGGCGUUAGCGAUAGUGGAGUGCGCGGGGGCGGCGCGGCGCGUGUGGGCGACGGCCCACUGCGGGCGCGCGUUCCACGCAGACUGUGAGAUGGAAGCCACCUGCGGCUUGUGCGGGCAGCGCACCCCGGACCAGGUGUUCUCGUUCCCGGCGCGGCGCGAGCUUGCGCCACGACCCGCCUCGCCCGCGCACGAUCACAACCUGACGCUAGUGGCGCCCCCCAGACCCGAUCUCGAAGGGAUUGUAUAAACCCGAUAUGCAUUUAUUUUUACAAUAAAUAAAAAAAUAUAUUUACGUAACUAUGGGCAUAUCCCAUACGACGAGGUCACGACGUAAUAAAUAACACUAUGGGUGAUUCAUUUAUUACGGCGGCGCGAGCGUUAUGAGUGUUAGAUCAUAUAUCUCAUACAUGUGCAAAGGCCCAGUUAAUAUCGAAUUAACUAGUACUUGGUUCUAUUUUAUUUUAUAUACAGGCUCGCACAGAUGCCUACAUGUGUGUGUAUAAAUUACUCUAGGUAAACCCUUUUAACGUAGCAUGAUUGGAACGACUAAUGUUUCGCACUAGGCGAUGUAUUCUAUCGCUGUCCUGCCGUCAUUCCAAUUAUGCUGCGUUAUAUAGGGUAAACAAAAGAACGAAAUUGAUGUUACCUUUUACUAUAUACAUUAUAUACUAUGCUAUAUCGUGUUAUAUAUAGUUGCUAAAUUAUCCAAAAAUGUGCUGUAAUUCUAAUAAUUAGAAAAUAGAGAAUGAACCUCAACUUAGUAGAAAUAUGAUGUGCUUUAUGUAUAUAAUUGAUAUACAAUAUGUUACUAUAGUAAAUGUUUAUAAAUAAGUAUAUUAAAUGUAUUUAUAUUGUGAGAGAUCAUUCCAACGACAAUAGAUAGGGUAGCCAAUAUUUCGUUAAUCGUUUUUUUUUUGUUCAUUGAUAAACAAAGUUAAAUAAUCUCUAGACCAGUUUGCCACUACUUGGAAAAACCUUGAGUUUUUGUAGGAAGUAAUAAAUAACUUUUGGGCCAUUUUUUGAUUUUAAGGAAGAAUUAUGUGUGAAAUAAUUCAUUAUACAUAUUUUUAAUUCCGAAUAAUGUCACUAACUCCCUGUUAUUUUUUUCGCAACUUUCAACUUUCAACUGUGUUUAGCUCAGUGGCAUUUGCUUAGUUACAGUUACAGAGUUUUUACAGGGUCCGCUUACCUAACAUGAAAAUUGGACAGGUCCAGCUUUCAUCAGAAACGCCUGCCUGUCUCACGUCCCAAAGGGAACACCAGCCUAGAUAAAAAGGUCAGGUCAAUUCCAUACUGUUUUCCUUAACCGCACUUCUCUAAAAAAACCCUUAUAACUUUUGACUUUGACUUAUAACUUUUUGUGUCAAGGAGUUUUUGAUAUUUGGCUACAAAUUAUAGAUUUUGUUGGUGAGCCAUGUCAGGGGCCUUUGGCGGCUCAAUAAUAACCCUAACACCAGGGCUAAUAAGGUUAGUAAUUCACCUCACAACCCACACGAUAGAAGAAGUUGGUGAAAUCAGAUCUCAAAAAAGUAUUGCUGGGAAAAGGCUUGUCCUGACCUCCGAAAAAUGCUUGUAACUUUUUAUCGGCAGGCCGACAAGUUCUGAUAUCUGGCGACUUUCGUAUUUUUUACUGUGUAGUCAAAAAAUCGCGAUCCGUUAUGGUGGCAGGGGCUAUGUUUAUGUCGCAUGUAAUAGGCGGCGAGUCCAGAGCCAUAAACAGGGCAUAAAUUCUGGAAUCCACGUGAUAUCUAUGAUCAAAAAAUUAAUUCAAACUCAGUCGAAUGAAGAUACAAACUGCCUAUUUCUCCCAUCAGGUCGCUACUGUUGUUUUUUAUAUUUUGACAGUUCCCCAUACUAUUCGACUAAACAAUUGUUUUGGUUAUAUUUAACACUAUAACCUUAUGCGCAGCGUGUAACUACAAAAUCAUAGUGUUAUGUAGGUAUACCGUAACUAAAGAUCGGAAAGAAGAAAACUUAGUAAUUUUUCCAACUUAUUUUUCGUAUCUCAUACUUCAGUCGGAUACUCUCCAUGUUGCACCUCAUUUUUUAGCAAUUUAUCACGAAGUUUAGCUGGACAUUGGUGCUAAUUCCUGUAAAUACCAUCUAAUUUUAUUUUAGGUUAUAUCUGUCAUUUUCUUAUCCGCCGAAAAGGAAAGGGACGGGUAAUCGACAAGCAUAAAAUUUAUGGAACACACGUCAAUUUUAAGCACAAAUCUAAAACAACCGUCUAAAAAUUCGCCCGGGUUAUUCAUUUAUUUACUCAUUCUUCCUAAAAUUAAGAGCUGUCAAUCAUCCGUCCCUUUCCUUUUCGGCGGAUAAGAAAAUGACAUGUAUAACUUAAAGUAAAAUUAAGAGAUGUCUGCAGGAAUCGGGGCCAUUAUGGAGAACUGUUAAAAUUUAGGAACCGCGUGGUCCCGCGGUGUGAUAUCAGACUUCAACCAACGUAGAAAAUGAUAAAACUAAGCUGGACAUCCAGCUUGCAUAAUAGCUCUCAUUUCGAGAUACAUCCUAGACACCUUACUUGGCUGUGUGCGUCAA